Limanda limanda (common dab) is the source of this 1002-nucleotide messenger RNA. It is a transcript of the gene bcat1, whose product is annotated as branched chain amino-acid transaminase 1, cytosolic. Gene Ontology annotation, cellular component: mitochondrion. The transcript has 9 exons. The coding region runs from base 16 to 1002 and encodes 328 amino acids. Gene Ontology annotation, biological process: L-valine biosynthetic process; L-leucine biosynthetic process. NCBI's taxonomy places the organism in Eukaryota, Metazoa, Chordata, Actinopteri, Pleuronectiformes, Pleuronectidae. Gene Ontology annotation, molecular function: branched-chain-amino-acid:2-oxoglutarate transaminase activity. The record is from RefSeq and is a predicted model, not a curated record.
UGCUUCACUGACCACAUGUUGACCAUAGAGUGGAGUGAGACUGAGGGCUGGCAGGCUCCGCUCAUCAAGCCCUUUGAGAACCUGUCGCUCCAUCCAGCCUGUUCGUCACUGCACUACGCCAUCCAGCUGUUUGAGGGGUUAAAGGCGUACCGCGGUGAUGACAACCGGCUGCGCAUCUUUCGGCCGAUGCUCAAUAUGCAACGCAUGACCAACUCCGCCAAAAGAGCCUGUCUGCCUGCUUUUGACCAGUCAGAGUUGCUGGAGUGCAUCAGGCGACUGGUAGAGAUUGAGCAGGACUGGGUCCCUCACUCCAGCAAGGCCAGUCUGUACAUUAGACCAACAUUUAUCAGCACUGAGCCGACUCUUGGUCUAAAGAAGCCGACCCGUGCCUUGCUGUAUGUGAUCUUGUCUACUGGUCGCCCCUACUUCAACAAUGGGGGAAAGGCCGUCUCCUUGUGGGCUGACCCAAAGUACACAAGGGCCUGGAUUGGAGGAACCGGAGACUGCAAGAUGGGAGGGAACUACGGGGGCAGCCUGCUUGCCCAGUAUGAAGCAGUGGAUAAUGGGUGUGACCAGGUGCUGUGGCUGUACGGAGAGGACCACAAGAUCACUGAGGCAGGAACCAUGAACAUCUUUCUGCACUGGAUCAAUGAGGACGGGGAGGAGGAGCUUUCAACUCCGCCUCUUGAUGGCCUCAUCCUCCCAGGCGUAACCCGACAGAGCAUCCUGGACAAAACCAGGAAAUGGGAUGAGUUUAAGGUGACGGAGCGCUACCUGACCAUGGCUCAGUUCUGCUCGGCCCUGAAGCAGCAGAGGGUCAAAGAAGUGUUUGGCUCCGGCACUGCCUGCAUGAUCUGCCCUGUAGGACACGUUCUUUACCAGGGAGAGAACCUGCACAUCCCCAAUCAGGAUAAAAGCUCACUGUUGACUUCACGCUUAACGAAGGAACUGGAAGAUAUACAGUAUGGCCGGACAGCCAGUGACUGGACUCUCCUGGUGUAG